Messenger RNA from Podospora pseudopauciseta, 1044 nucleotides. RefSeq lists its product as uncharacterized. NCBI's taxonomy places the organism in Eukaryota, Fungi, Ascomycota, Sordariomycetes, Sordariales, Podosporaceae. The record is from RefSeq and is a predicted model, not a curated record. The transcript has 2 exons. Bases 1 to 1044 code for a protein of 347 amino acids.
AUGGCCGCUCGCCACGACUAUCUCGCCUACAAGCACGACACCAGCUUGCUUCUUCGCUGGAUGAUACAGACCUCCAACAACAUCAUCAAAGCACACAAGGCUGAAAUUGCCGAACUCCAGUCGCACGAACUCAACAAGAGGGGUCAAAUUAGGGUCGAUGGGAUCGUCCCGUUGUGCGGACUCAUUGCCAAGCAUGUCACCAACGUCUCACCAUCAAUUUACCGACUCUUUCAGUCCAUAAUUGAUGCCCGGACCGCCAGUUAUUCAAGGUCCCAGAGGGUCGCGAUCCAGAUUCAAGACAAAAAUGUUGAGGAAUGCAAUUCUACCUACAAGUUCUUCAUUGACACCCUCGUAGCGGUCUUGGAGGCCCUCGGGAGUACGCCUUCGAAGCCGGGAGCAAGCCAGAAUGCGGAUCAUGGUGCUUCAUCAGUUAGCAAAGAGGAGGCCAAGCAGCUCAUCUCCGCCAAUAGAUUUGUCCCUCUCCAGAAUGGCGAGAUAGAUGGGUCUAGCGACAAGGAGGUCCCACAACAGUCAUCGACGACCCAACCACGAAACAAGCCCGUCCUGCUUCGCCGCUCUCUUCAAGAGGUUUGGCGAGAUGUCGCAUACAACCACCUCAACAUUGUUAUUGGCGGCACGCUCUCCAACUCCGCCAUUGCCAUGAUCCAACGACGUUCAAGAGCGAUAUUUGUUAAUUUCCCCGACCAUGAUUCAUAUGGCAGCAUCAUGAACAUAGUCACCUGGGGGUUGCCUUAUGAAUUGCAAGGCAAAAUGUUAUCACACUUGUGGUCGUUGCCCCAAUUCCGACCAGACAACUUUACGCCUUCCAAAGAGAUAUGUGUUGAUGCCAAAGAGCAGUUGAUGGCCUAUUCCUACAACUAUCUCGUCGAAUUCAUUACUGAUCCAACACACUCGCUCUGGCAAGCCAACCAAGCGCAUGCUCGCGGAACUCGACAGCUGGGACCCCAACCUCAGCCUCCAGACGGCGACAAAAGAGGAGUGCCUGCUGUGGCGGAGGAGCUACACGAUCAAUUGGCUGUAUGA